Molecule: messenger RNA, 1595 nt
Organism: Lindgomyces ingoldianus
Lineage: Eukaryota; Fungi; Ascomycota; Dothideomycetes; Pleosporales; Lindgomycetaceae
Product: mitochondrial DNA replication protein YHM2
Exons: 7
Coding region: 436-1389 (317 amino acids)
Biological process (GO): mitochondrial citrate transmembrane transport; alpha-ketoglutarate transport
Cellular component (GO): mitochondrion
Molecular function (GO): tricarboxylate secondary active transmembrane transporter activity
Source: RefSeq, a predicted model, not a curated record
CGGGAAUAAUGCACAUACCUUCAUUAUCUUGGCUUUGUGGAAGUUAUGGUGUCGUUGCUUCUUCCUGAGGAGCUGGAGCGGGCAUCCACGGGUAAACAUUGGAGUUGACAUCAAAUCACAACUCACCGGUAUCCGACACCUUUUGCUCAUCGCUGCUGUGUCCUACUGUGGCUCGGGCAGGUGCUUGGCGGGCCAGGUCCAAAGAAGCAAUUCACCAUUCCCCGACUAGCGCGUCAACCAAGUUUCUCACUAAGGCCCGUCGAGCGCUCCAAAGCUACGACCACAUCUGAACAUUUCGUCGCAUAAGACAACACCACCUCUCCCGUCUCUCGCCGCAAUCUCUCUACAACACCCCCCCCUCUCUCUCUCCCUUUUCUGCGAAGAAGCACCCUAUUCCCUUGGUCAGGGCCCUUAUCGAGACAAUACUCCCAGAUUAUGUCCGCACCCACCGCAACAGUCGCAGGCAUUCCUGCACCUCCGAAGCUAGAGAAGAAGCCUGUGAAGUUCAGCAAUCUGCUGCUCGGAGCUGGACUGAACAUGUUCGAGGUGACUACUUUGGGACAGCCAUUGGAGGUGGUCAAGACCACAAUGGCUGCCAACAGGUCUGAUGGCUUUGCGGGCGCCUUGGCGAGGGUCUGGAGUCGUGGAGGAGUCCUUGGAUUCUACCAAGGUCUGAUCCCAUGGGCCUGGAUCGAAGCCUCAACGAAGGGCGCCGUGCUGCUCUUCGUCGCCUCCGAAGCCGAAUUCUAUGCGAAAAGCUUUGGUGCUCCUGACUUCGUCGCCGGUAUCACCGGAGGCAUGACGGGCGGUCUCGCCCAAGCCUACGCUACCAUGGGCUUCUGCACCUGUAUGAAGACGGUCGAAAUCACAAAACACAAGGUUGCUGCUGCUGGCAUGAAGCCUCCGGGCACCAUGGAGACAUUCAUGGACAUCUGGCGUCGGGAAGGUAUCCGCGGCAUCAACAAGGGCGUAAAUGCCGUUGCUGUCCGUCAAGUCUCCAACUGGGGAUCUCGCUUCGGUCUAUCCCGAGUUGCCGAGACUGGAAUCCGAAAAGUCACUGGCAAGGAGCACGGCGAAAAGCUGGGCGUUAUGGAGAAGAUCAUCGCAUCUGCGCUCGGUGGUGGAUUGUCAGCUUGGAAUCAGCCCAUCGAGGUCAUCCGAGUCGAAAUGCAGAGCAAGACGGAGGAUCCCAACCGUCCCAAGAACCUCACCGUCGGUAAGACGGCAAGAUACAUUUACGCGAAUAACGGUCUAAAGGGGUUGUAUCGUGGAGUUACUCCUAGAAUUGGUCUUGGCGUUUGGCAGACGGUUUGCAUGGUUGCUUUGGGUGAUAUCGCCAAGGAAGCUGUCGAAAAGCUCACUGGCGACAAGGUUACCGCAAAGCACUAAAUGGCGUUUCUGGAUCGGGGUCUGAAGGAUCUAUAAAUGGCCCACACUUUUCGAUGUUCAUUACUAGUCGAUACCGGUUUAUUGGUCCUCAAAGAUUUUCAUGCUGGUAGAACAGGAUUUAGAAAUCGGUCCUGUAAAUUCUCUUUCUUUCUGGUAGAAAGAUAUAAUGCCGUCCGGGUCACCGCGGACGGGAAAUAUCACUUUCG